UGUUAUCCUUCAAAAGUUGAAAAGUGUGUUAUGCUGGGACUUAAAAAAAUGGAGCACGAGUUAAUUGAAACUAAAAGGCUUUUGUGCCGUUUUGUGUCAGAAACGGGAGAGGUGGCUGGCGAUAUGAUGGACUUACCUGUAAAUUGCAGCUUACCAGAACUCACCCUGAUUUGUAAAGCAAUUUUAAAACAAGAGGAACCUGCCUCGUAUCUAUUUUUCGUAAACGAUAAAGAAAUCAAACACGACCUCCAAAGUUCCUUGGAUAGUUUAAAUUUAAAUACUGAGGGCGUAAUUGAUAUAAUUUACCAGCAACAAGCAGUGUUUAAAGUACGUCCAGUCACAAGAUGCACAAGUUCUAUGCCUGGACAUGCCGAAGCUGUAAUCUCGGUAAGUUUUAGUCCUGACGGUAAACAUUUAGCUAGCGGAUCUGGAGAUACGACAGUCAGAUUUUGGGAUGUCAAUACGCAAACACCUACUUAUACUUGUAAAGGACAUAAUAACUGGGUCUUGUGUAUUUCUUGGUCUCCCGACAGUAGCAAGUUGGCCUCAGCCUGUAAGGAUGGUAAAAUAAUAAUUUGGGAUCCUGUUACGGGUAAACAGAUGGGAAAAACUAUGGUUGGGCAUAAACAAUGGGUAACAAGUUUGAGUUGGGAACCUUAUCAUAAAAACCCGGAUUGCAGGUUUCUAGCAAGUUCCUCGAAAGAUGGAGACGUUAGAAUAUGGGAUACUGUGCUUUGUAAUACUAUUCUAACGAUUUCGGGCCAUUUGAAGAGUGUGACAGUCGUAAAGUGGGGCGGUACUGGGCUCAUUUACACGGCUUCGCAAGAUAGAACUGUGAAAGUUUGGCGGGCGAAGGACGGUAUAUUAUGUAGAACUUUAUCGGGGCAUGCGCAUUGGGUCAAUACUUUAGCACUGAGUACAGACUAUAUUUUAAGAAUCGGUGCUUUUGACCCUGUAAAAGAUUCGAACAAAGACACGUCGUGCAUAGAUAAGAAAAAAUCUCAAGAGUUUGCCUUGUCUCGGUUCUAUAAAGUUACCGAACCCUUUGGCGAGAGGUUAGUUUCAGGCUCUGACGAUUUUACUUUGUUUCUAUGGGACCCGGAAAAGGAUAAGAAACCCUUAGCAAGACUGACUGGCCAUCAGCAACUAGUGAAUGACGUAAAAUUUUCUCCGGACGGUCGCGUGAUAGCGUCCGCUUCUUUCGACAAGUCUAUCAGACUGUGGGAUUCAAAAACUGGCAAGUUUAUUUGUACGCUACGAGGACAUGUGCAACCCGUCUAUAUGGUGGCGUUUUCUGCCGAUUCCAGGCUUAUGGUUAGCGGUAGUGCCGAUUCUACUCUGAAAUUAUGGAGCUUGAAAACGAAUAGCUUGGAAAUCGAUUUGCCUGGACACGCGGACGAGGUUUAUGCAGUCGAUUGGUCCACGGAUGGCUUGAGGGUCGCUUCGGGAGGAAAAGAUAAAGUUCUAAGACUUUGGCAGAACUAAUUUGUUACGAAAUACAUUUUUAAAUUAUG
Messenger RNA from Anoplophora glabripennis (Asian longhorned beetle), 1514 nucleotides. It is a transcript of the gene Nle, whose product is annotated as notchless protein homolog 1. The transcript is spliced from 4 exons. Gene Ontology annotation, cellular component: nucleolus. Gene Ontology annotation, molecular function: protein binding. The coding region runs from base 31 to 1485 and encodes 484 amino acids. Gene Ontology annotation, biological process: ribosomal large subunit assembly; Notch signaling pathway. NCBI's taxonomy places the organism in Eukaryota, Metazoa, Arthropoda, Insecta, Coleoptera, Cerambycidae. The record is from RefSeq and is a predicted model, not a curated record.